This is a messenger RNA of Thecamonas trahens ATCC 50062, 1641 nucleotides long. RefSeq names its product arginyl-tRNA synthetase. The transcript has 2 exons. Gene Ontology annotation, biological process: arginyl-tRNA aminoacylation. Gene Ontology annotation, molecular function: ATP binding; arginine-tRNA ligase activity. The coding region runs from base 1 to 1641 and encodes 546 amino acids. The record is from RefSeq and is a predicted model, not a curated record. Lineage: Eukaryota; Apusomonadida; Apusomonadidae.
AUGGCGCCCAGCGGGCGAAGCGUACCUCCAUUGGCAGCGCCGACGACGACUGCGUCGCAAGCAGACCUUGCUGUCCCGGCGGGCUUUGCACUUGCUGGCGCGGAUGGUCUUCCCUCGACACCAGAUGACGUGGCGCGGAUUCUGGCUGACUCGCUGAUGAGGGAUAUGUCCGAUGUGGUUGACGAUGCCUGGUCUGUCCGUGGCUUUGUCAAUCUGCGCCUCACAAACUCGGCUCUGUGGUCGGCCGUGGCGGGUCUUGGCGAGCGAUCUGGUCUGGCUGCUGCUACGCAGAGCGGCGAUGUCGGGUCUGCAGUGAGAGGACGGGUGCUGAUUGAUGCAGGCUCGCCAAACAUGGGCAAGAUUCUGCAUGUAGGUCACAUGCGGUCGUAUAUCUUUGGCGCUGCCCUGGAGGGCCUGCAUCGUCUUGCCGGGGCGAAUGCUGUCGACGUUGUCUCGCAUGAGGGCGACUUUGGAACGCCGAUGGGCAUCACACUGGCCCAACUAGGCCCUGCGCCAGUGUUAAGGAAGCCAGGAUCUGAGGAUCGGGAUGCUCUGGGAGCAGUCUCGCAGGCGUACGCCGACGGCAAGCGCCGGCUCGAUGCGGGUGAUGCUGCGUUUGGGGAGGCGGUGCAGGCGACAACGUUGAGGCUGCAGCACGCACUGGUAGCGCGUGCACGUCUCGCCGAGCUUGACACCAGCGAACGAGCACUGCUCACGGUGUACGACGAGGUAUGUGGCGUCUCGCGCCGGGUCAUCGACUCGUUGAUGUCGACCCGCCUUGGUCUGGGAUCGGAGAGGCGGCCCGAGUCGAGCUACGCAGCCAUGCUCCCAGAUCUCGUUGAGAAGCUCAAGCAGGUCGAGGGCGCACGUGAAGAAGACGGCGGAGGAUGGGGCAUCGAAACAUCAGGAUUUGCCGCGCCGUUUCUCUUUUCCAAGGCCAAUGGUGGGUACCUCUACGCGACCACCGAUGUGGCUGCGCUGGCGACGCGGCUGGCGGCGUCACCGCGCUACUCACGGAUGGUGUACGUGACCGAUGGCUCGCAGGCGCAGCACUUUGCGCAGCUGUUUGCCGUGAGCAGCAAGGCAAGCCAAGUGCUGGGCGGCAGCGUGGAGGGUCUCGAGCUUCGGCAUGCUUCGUUUGGCAUGGUUCGGGCGUCGCCCGGAAGCGGCAAGCUCUCAUCGCGCGCAGGGGUACAGUUUGAGUUUCAGCUAGAGGCGCUGCUAGAUGCGGCUGAGAAAGCAGCGACAGCCUCGCUGCAGAGCGGUGACGAUCCGCGGCGACUUGCUGUUGCUGCUCUCAAGUACUACGACUUGCUUCGGCCGCGCGGGUAUGUGCUCGACUUUGACGACAUGGUCAAGUCAACGGGCAAGACGGCUGUCUACGUACUGUACGCACGGGCGCGCGCUCUCUCACUGCUGGCAAAGGCAGAGCGUGAGCCUGUCAAGUUGUUUGACGGCGCGGCUCCUGCGCUGGAUGGGCCAAGCCGGCAGCUUGCGCUUGCGCUUCUGGGAAUGCCUGCAGCUGUUCGGAGUGCGGCAAGCGCUUGCGCGCCCCACACACUUGCGGGAGCACUGCACAACCUCGCGGGCGAGUUCCACACCUGGUACUCGGCUGUGCGGGUGGUGGGAUCGCCACGGUGA